GGCAUUUGGAUGGGACGUAAUUUGGGCGCGACGGUUCCGUCCACGCCGGCUCUAGGGAGGGGGCGGUGUUCCGUGGCCGCCUCCCCGGCGGCGCUGGGGAAACGAGCAGGUAGGAGGCCGACAGCGACCUCCGCGUCUCGGAGCGAACCGUGAGCCUCCCCGUAACGAGAGAGUUUGACUGUCAGCCAAGGUCACCGGGCCCGGCGCAGGGAAGGGGUGGGGCUCGGCUGAGCCCGCGAGACCCGCCCUGCUCGCCGCAGCCCCCGCCCCGCUAGGGCCUCAGGGUCCCGGUAUGGCGAUGGCUUUGACGGACCCGGCGCAGGUGUCUGUGACCUUUGAUGAUGUGGCUGUGACUUUCACCCAGGAGGAGUGGGGGCAGCUGGACCUAGCUCAGCGGACCCUGUACCAGGAGGUGAUGCUGGAAAACUGUGGGCUCCUGGUAUCUCUGGGGUGUCCUGUUCCCAGACCUGAGCUGAUCUGCCACCUAGAGCAUGAGCAGGAGCCAUGGACCAGGAAGGAAGACCUCUCCCAAGGCACCUGUCCAGGUGACAAAGGAAAACCCAAGAGCACAGAACCUACCACCUGUGAGCUAGCCUUGUCUGAAGGAAUCUCUUUUUGGGGACAACUAACACAAGGAGCUUCAGGGGACUCCCAGUUGGGGCAACCCAAGGAUCAGGAUGGGUUUUCAGAAAUGCAGGGAGAAUGCUUGAGACCAGGGUUAGAUUCCCAAAAGGAGAAGCUUCCUGGAAAAAUGAGCCCCAAACAUGAUGGUUUAGGGACAGCUGAUAGUGUGUGUUCAAGGAUUAUACAGGAUCAAGUCUCCUUAGGAGAUGAUGUCCAUGACUGUGACUCACAUGGAUCAGGUAAAAAUCCAAUUAUUCAGGAAGAGGAAAAUAUCUUUAAAUGCAAUGAAUGUGAAAAAGUGUUUAACAAGAAACGCCUGCUUGCUCGGCAUGAGAGGAUUCACUCUGGAGUGAAGCCCUAUGAAUGCACGGAGUGUGGGAAAACCUUUAGCAAGAGUACAUACCUCCUGCAGCACCACAUGGUCCACACUGGGGAGAAGCCCUAUAAGUGCAUGGAGUGUGGGAAGGCUUUUAAUCGCAAGUCACACCUUACACAGCACCAGCGGAUUCACAGUGGAGAGAAGCCUUAUAAGUGCAGUGAAUGCGGAAAGGCCUUCACCCACCGCUCCACUUUUGUCUUGCAUAACAGGAGCCACACUGGAGAAAAACCCUUUGUGUGCAAAGAAUGUGGCAAAGCCUUUCGAGAUAGGCCAGGUUUCAUUCGACACUACAUCAUCCACAGUGGUGAGAAUCCCUAUGAGUGCUUCGAAUGUGGCAAGGUCUUCAAACACAGGUCAUACCUCAUGUGGCACCAGCAGACUCAUACCGGGGAGAAGCCCUAUGAGUGCAGUGAAUGUGGGAAGGCCUUCUGUGAGAGCGCAGCCCUGAUUCACCACUAUGUCAUCCACACUGGAGAGAAGCCCUUUGAGUGCCUUGAGUGUGGGAAGGCUUUCAACCACCGAUCCUACCUCAAGAGGCACCAGCGGAUUCACACUGGGGAGAAGCCUUAUGUGUGUAGUGAAUGCGGAAAGGCCUUCACCCACUGCUCUACUUUCAUCUUGCAUAAAAGGGCCCACAGUGGAGAAAAACCUUUCGAGUGCAAAGAGUGUGGGAAAGCCUUUAGCAAUAGGGCAGACCUCAUUCGCCACUUCAGCAUCCACACUGGAGAGAAGCCCUAUGAGUGCAUGGAGUGUGGAAAGGCCUUCAACCGCAGGUCAGGCCUCACAAGGCACCAGCGGAUUCAUAGUGGAGAGAAGCCCUAUGAAUGCAUCGAGUGUGGGAAAACAUUUUGCUGGAGCACAAACCUCAUUCGACACUCUAUCAUCCACACUGGAGAGAAGCCGUAUGAGUGCAGUGAAUGUGGAAAGGCCUUCAGUCGCAGCUCGUCCCUCACUCAGCAUCAAAGGAUGCAUACUGGGAGAAAUCCUAUCAGUGUAACAGAUGUGGGAAGACCUUUUACAAGUGGGCAGACCUCAGUCAACAUCCAAGAACUUUUAUUGGGGAAAAACUUUUUGAAUGUCACCACUGAGGAAAAUCUUUUGCAAGAGGAAGCAUCUUACAUGGCAUCUGAUCGUACAUACCAAAGAGAAACCCCACAAGUGUCUUCACUGUGAGAAAACCUUCUGUUGCCAAAUGUCAUUUGUCACCUAAGGAGUCAUAUUAGAAAAUCACACAGCUUAGAGCCUUAUUCUCCAUCUGAAUUCAUCCUGGAAAAACACCCAGUGGUUAUUAUGCACUUGGGAAAACCUUUAGCUCCAUCUUUCUCAUUAGUUUACAGUGCAAUGUUAUCUCAGGAAUUUUUAUAAACAGAAAGGUGACAUAGAAAAGAAAAUGAAAUGCAGACACUGCUUUUAUACUGUUGUCUUGUAUGUACAUUUCUGUCCUGUGUCAGGAAAGUUAGUAAGGGAAGGUCUGGAAGCUUACUCAAUGUCUUUGUUCUACAACAUUGUCUCUUCUUAAGAAGCAUUGUUUUUAUGAGAAAUAAUCAAGCCUUGAGUUAUGAAAUACUUUUAUAUUUAAGGAUUAAAAGAAACAUGAAUGCGCACAUUUUAUUGUACCACUUAAUACUGUUUAGGUCUUUGAUUUUUUAAAAAAAUUCUUUUUUAAUGGGUUUUAAACACUAACACUGAGAAUUUUUCUUGAUUCCCAUCUGUUGGUUUACUUGAUUGCUAUAGCUGUAUGGUAAAUCUCAAAAUUAGGUAAUGUGAUUUCUUUUUUCUUACUAUUUUUAUUUAAAAUUCAUUUAGCAUUCCUAGUUUGACUUUCCGUAUACACUUCAGGAUUGGUUUUUCUGUUUUUCAAAUAUUCUUGCUUGGAUUUUGAUAGAAAUUGAGUUAAAUCUAUAGAUCAAUGUGUUGAAAAUUGGCAUCUUAGUCUUCCAAUUCAUGAACAUAGCCUAUCUUUUCAUUAUUUAAAUUUUGUUUGAUAUAUUUCAUUACUGUUUUAUAGUUUACACAGUAUAACUCCUGCACAUUUAAAAUAAGAAUUAUAGCUGCAUAGUUUUUUGGGUGAUUGUAAAUGGCAUUGAUAUUUAAAGUUUCAAUUUUCACAUGAUGUUGGCUAGUAUACAGAAACAUUAUUUUUUCAAUCUUAUUUUGCUGUCUUGCAACCUUCCUAAACUCAUUAUUUCUUGCCAUUUCUUUUGGGAGAAUCCUUAGGAUUUUAAAUAUAGAAAUGUCAUUUGCAAUUUGGGACAGUUUUAUUUCUUGCUUCCCAUCUGUAUACCUUUUAUUUGCUUUUCUCAUGUUAUUGUACUAGGUAGGAUUUCCAGUGUGACGUUGAAUACGAAUAGUGACAAGCUAUCCAUGCCUUGUUCCUGAUAUUAGGGGGAAAUGUUCAGUUUCUCAUUAUUAUGAUGUUGAAAGUUGCUUCCAAAGAGUUUCUCUAUCGAGUUUAGAAAGUUUCCCUCUAUUCCUAAUUUGCUGGGAUUUUUUUGGUUAUUAUUAAUAAGUGUUGAAUUUUGUCAUAUGCUUUUUCUCCACCAAUUGAUUUAAUUAUGUGAUGUUACUUCUAUAGUCAGUUGAUACGAUGUGUUACCUUGAUUGAGUUUCAAGUAUUGAACCAGCCUCACAUCUUUGUGAUAAGCCCUACUUGAUCAUGGAGUAUAAUUUUGUUUGUGUACUAUGCUACAGUAUUUCAUUUGCUAGUAUUUUGUUGAGGAAGCUUUCCUCUGAUUUCAUGAGUGAUAAUCUGUAGUUUUCUUUCUUCAACUGUUACUGUUUGGUUUUGAUGUCUCGAUGAUAACUAACCUCCUAACAUGAAUUGGAAGGAAUUCUCUUCUGUUUUUUUGGAAGAUCAUGUGUAGAAUUGGUGUUAUUUGUUCCUUUAAUGUUUGGUAGCUUUCUCCAGUGAAGAAGUGGGACCUGGAGAUUUUCCUUUUGAAUGCUUUUUAAUUAUGUAUUUAUUUUAUUUAAUAGGUAUAGAACUAUUCAGAGUAUUUCAUAUUGGAUGAAUUUUUAUAGAUUUUCUUAAGGAAGUGUUCAUUUUAUGUAAAUGUUCUAAUUUGUAGCAUUCUUUGAAAUAUUUCCUUUUAUCCUCUUGAUGGCAGCAGGAUCUGUACUUAUGUUCCUUGUUGUAUUCUUGAUAUUGGAAAUGUAUCACUUAUUGUUGUCAGUCUUUGUAGACAUAUGUCAAUUUCAUUGAUCAUUUCAAAGAAAUAGCACUUUAUAUCACUGAUUUUUCUCUGGUCUCUGUUCUUAAUUUCACUGGUAUCUGCUCUGAUGUGUAUUGUAUCCUUUCUCCUACUUGCUCUGGUUGUAUUUGACUCAGUGGUUUCCUGAGGUGGAUGUUUAGGUUAUUGAUUUGAGGCUUUUUUUCUUUUUUAAUAUAAGCUUUAAGUUCUAUACAUUUUUCUUACACUGCUGUUUCAUCCCACAAGUCUUAAUAUGCUUUUGAUUGUCUUACUCAGUUCUAAGAUUUCCUGAUUCCUUUUGAGACAUCUUCUCUAACCCAGGAAUUAUUUAGAAGUAUAUUGUUUAAUAGUGUUUGGAGUAUUCCCUGCUAUUUGUUAUUGAUUUCUAAUUUGUUUUGCAUUUGACAUUACUGUUUAAAUUUGUUGACUUUUUUUCCUUAUGACCCAGGAUAUAGGCUGUCUUGUUUUACAUAGCUGCUUGAAAAGAAUGUGUGUUCUCGGUCAUUUGGUGGAGUUUCUGUAAAAGUUUGUAUGAUCCUGUUAGUUGGUGGUGUUAUUUAGGUCUCCUGUAUCCUUGCUGAUUUUCUGUGUAGUAUUUCUAUCAAUUGCCAAGAGAAGGAUUUUGAAGUCCUGAGCUAUAAUUGUGGAAUUACCUAUUCCUCCUUUAAGUUCUAUCAGUUUUUGCUCCACAUAAUUUAAAGCUCUGUUGUUUGGUAUAUACACAUGUAGGUUUGCUUAGUAUUCUUGGUGUAUUGACCCUUUUAUAAUUAAGUAAUGUCCCUUUUUGCUCCUGUUAAUACUCUUAUCAAUUUUUAUCUGAUAUUUGUGUGGUCACUCUUACGUUUUGGUUAAUGCUUGCAUGAUUUAUACUUCAUCAUUUUUUUAAACCUUAUCCAUAUCACUAUAUUGGGAGUAAGUUUCUUGUGAACAGCAUAUAUUUGGGCUGUGGUUUUAUAUCCAGUUUGCGUAUCUUUUUUUUUUUUUUUUUUUUUGAGACGGAGUUUUGUUCUUGUUGCCCAGGCUGGAGUGGAGUGGUGCGAUCUCGGCUCACUGCAGCAUCCGCCUCCUGAGUUCAAGUGAUUCUCCUGCCUCAGGCUCUUGAGUAGCUGGGAUUACAGGCAUCCGCCACCAUGCCUGACUGAUUUUUUGUAUUUUUAUUAGAGAUGGAGUUUCACCAUGUUGGCCAGGCUGGUCUCGAACUCCUGACCUCAGGUGAUCCACCUGCCUCAGCCUCCCAAAGUGCUAGGAUUACUAGUAUGAGCAACCACACACAGCAUUUUUUUUUUUUUUUUUUGAGACGGAGUCUUGCUCUGUCGCCCUGGCUGGAGUGCAGUGGCGCAGUCUGCAACCUCUGCCUCCCGGGUUCAAGCCAUUCUCUUGCCUCAGCCUCCCAAGUAGCUGGGAUUACAGGUGCCUGCCACCACACCUAGCUAAUUUUUAUAUUUUUAGUAGAGACGAGGUUUCAUCAUGUUGGUCAGGCUGGUCUCAAACUCCUGACGUCAGGUGAUCUGCCCACCUCAGCCUCCCAAAGUGCUGGGAUUACAGGUAUGUGUCACUGUGGCCCCAGUUUGCAUAUUUCUGUCUUUUAUUGGUGUAUGUAGACCAUUUAAAGUUUACAAUAAUUAUGUUAGUGCUGUGUCUGCUAUUUUAUGAUUAGUUUUUUGUGUUUCCUGUUGCUUCUUUCUUGGUUUGUUUGGGUUUUUUUUUUUUUUUUGUCUUUAACAUUUUUUAGAAUUCCAUUUGAUAUAUUUGUAGUGUUUUUUAAAUAUAUUUCUUUGUAUUAAUUUUUUUAGUGGUUGCUUUAAGUAGUAUAAUGUACAUAUGUAACAUAAUUACAGUUAAUGGUAUGAAAAAUUUAGCACUUUGAUGUAUAGAAACCUUACUUCCAUUGGUCCCUUCACCUUGCCUGUUAAUAUAAUUGUCUAAAGUAAUUCCUCUUCAAAAUUGAGCACUAUGUUGGAAAAUGUAAUUUUUGCUUCCACUGUCAAAUAUAUUUUACAAAAGUCACAGGAAGUAUUGCUUGUUGAUCUCUUUACCCAUUCCACUAUUCUUUCUUGAAAUUCUAAGCCACCUUCUAUUAACAUUUUCUUUCUGUUUGGCGAACUUGUGUAGCCUUUUUUCUAGGGUCAGUCUGCUGGUGUCUCUAAAAGUGUCUUUAUGUUCCCUUCAUUCCUGAGGGAUAUUUUUGUGGGAUAAUAGGAUUUAGGGUCUGCAGUUCUUUUAGUAUUUGAGAAACAUGUUUGUUCCUUCUGUCUGCUAUGGUUUCAGAUGAGAAAUCUGUUGCCAUUUGAACCAUUGUUCCCUAGUUCAUAAUGUGCCAUUUUUAUCAACCUGCGUUCAAAGUGUUUUGUUUUUUUUGUAGUGUUCAGAAGUUUGGUUAUGAGGUGUGUGGCAUGGAAUUUUUUUGAGUGUAUCAUGUUUGGUUUUUGUUUAGCUUUUUGAUUUGUAGGUUUAUGCCCUUUGCCAAAUUUGGGAAUUUUUAACCAUUAUUUCUUGAAAUAUUUUUUCAUCCCUACUCUUUCUCCUCUCUGUGAUAUGAAUGGUAGAGCUUUUGUUACUGUCUCAGAGGUCUCUUGUGCUUUCAUGUUUACCCCCUUUUUCUGGUCUGUUUUUCCCUUUUUUUCAUAUUGGUUAAUUUCUGUUGACUUUUUUUCAGCUCACUGAUUCUUUUUUUCUGCCAUAUGCAGUCUACUGUUGAGCUUGUCCAUUGAGUUUUUGUUUUGGUUUUUGUAUUUUUCAGUUGUUUAAUUUCCAUUUGUUUUGUUUUGUUUUGUUUUUUUGAGACAGAGUCUUUGCUCUGUUGCCCAGGCUGGAGUGCAGUGGCGUGAUCUCUGCUCACUGCAAGCUCUGCCUCCCGGGUUCAUGCCAUUCUCCUGCCUCAGCCUCCCGAGUAGCUGGGACUACAGGUGCCUGCCACCAUGCCCAGCUAAUUUUUUGUAUUUUUAGUAGAGACGGGGUUUCACUGUGUUAGCCAGGAUGGUCUCGAUUUCCUGAUCUUGUGAUCCACCUGCCUCGGCCUCCUGAAGUGCUGGGAUUACAGGUGUGAGCCACUGUGCCUGGCCUCCAUUUGGUUCUUUUGUACAUCUUUGAUUUCUUUGCUUAGUUUAUAAUACUAAAGGGCUCAGAAAACAGAAAAAACUAAAUUCCAGAGUCAUGGUUUUCUGGUGGUUUGUCUCAAUAUUUGAAUAGAAAUCCUAAAUUAUCUGGAGGAGUAGAAGUCUUGUAAUCUUUUAUAUUGGGCUUCUUAAAUAUUUCUGUCAACAGAUCUUAUAUCAGGGUGAUCUGCAUAUCAUUCAGAGUUACGUACUCCACGGGAAGGUUGUAUGUAAAAUCCUCCAGCUCUGUAAGCCUUGUUAUAUCCUCAAUGGAGAAGGGGUCAUUCCUUUUCUAAGAUCACUCUUACACUUUCUUAUUAGACACACACACCCUUCCCCAACCAAACUUGUGUAAGUCCUCUGUCUUUCAUACUCUUGUUUAGUCUUUAACUUCUCCUUAUUAACCAGCUUCUUUCCCAUAAUGUAUAGCUUUAGUCAGAUCUCAAGCCUCGUUUCCAACCUAUUUCACCCUUCCUUGCCUAUCAAGCUCUGGUUAUUCUUUCUUCCACACACAUGCCCUGAGUAACUAUUCUGUGCACUGUCCCCACCCCUUUACAUUUCCUUUUACUCCCCAGAUACUACUGAAUGGCUUCCACCACCGUUGCCUGACUUAAGCACGUCUCAGAAAGGUCCCUUUUGACCCCCUCACUCUCUUUUUGGACCUCCAUACUGCUAAAUCUCUGACUUGAAGGUCCUUUCCUGGCUUCUGUGAAUUCCUGGCUUUUUCCUUUUUAGGGUCUGUGUCUUUCUUCCAUCUGUAAAACAGCUUUACUUCCCAGCAUCCAUCAUGAUCAUUGCUGUUUUCUAACUUGUCCUUCACCCCAUGACUGAGUUAAUUUGCGCUGAAGACACUUUACUCUCAAUUACCUACAGUGUUUCCCUAAAUCUGUGUCUCCAGGUUGGAUGUUUCUCAUGUUGUUACCCACUGGUCAUCCUUCCACACUUUUUCUGUAUUUGCACUCACUGAGCCUAUAUGCAUGUAUCAUGUGGCCAUGACCUUGGCCGUGGGGAUGCACCCAUAAUCAUCAUAAGAGAACACAAAUUAUUACUGUGUAUCAGACAUUGUUUUGAAUGUUUUACAUGCGUCAGCUCUUUUAACCUUUAUGACAACUCCAUAAUGUUAUUUCCCCCCUUUAACAGAUUAGAAAACUGAGGUACAGAAAGAUUAAGGAAUUUGUCAAAGAUUUCGCAAUUGUGAAAUUUGGGUUUGGGGACUGGAAGCCACUGCACUGGCUUCAGAAUCCAUGUCCUUAACCACUUUAUUGCUUCUCAUAAAGUGGGUCUUUGUUUCCUGGUCACCACUUGUUUUUACUAAAAUGGGUAAAACUGUGCUCAUUUAUUUAUAAUCUACUAUUCUUAUUUGACAGUACAUCUUGGCCAUUCCUUCAAGCAAGUGAGAUAAACCAGACUCACUCUUUAAUGCCUGCAUAAGCUAUUGUGACUGUAGAAAAGACGGAGAAUGUCUGGGUUUGAGGAUAUGUGGGAGGGCUGGGGAGGAGGAGUAGAGAAGGGCUAAGGCAUGUUGUUUUAGGUGUGUUUGAGAUGCCUGAAGAACAUCAGUGUAUCCCCCUAAUUUCUGUCUUGUUACUCAAACCAGACACACUGUGGCCAUUUCUUUUUCCUUUAUCAUUCCCACGUCCAGCCACCGCCCCAUUCCUUUUUGUUCUGUAGUAGACCCUCAAUAUAUAUCUGUGUGUUGGUAAAUGGCCAUACACAGCAGGGUAUUUUUUAUUAUAAUUUUCAGUUCCCUCAGCGUGUUUACCACAAAGCUGUGCAUAUAGGUGGCACCAUAUAUGGCGUACCUUGACCUCGAAGAGAAUCUACAUGGACUUUUAUGGACCUAUGUACACAAUUUUAGAAAUCAUAAUGAAUGAAUGCUGGAGUCCUCAAGACCCCUUCCAGAUUUGAUUUGCUAGGAAGACUCACAGGACUCAGCAUUUUGUCAUACUCAAUGGCUAUGAUUUACCACACCGAAAGAAUCCAGAGCAAACUCAGUAAAAGGCUCAAACCCAAGUCCAGAGGAAACCAGGCACAAUCUUCGAGAAUCUUAAUGAAAUCACACAGGAUGUGCUUCACUGAAGCUCCAUCUGGGACUUAACACACGUGAGAUGUGUUCCAGGAAGUCGUCUUGAGCACCCAUUGCUCAGAGUUUAUAUUGGACUUGCUUUCUAGCACAUACCACAAUUCUAGACCUCCAGAAGAACAGGAGGCAUUCAGCGUAAGACAGUUUAGGCACACAGAGCUACUUCUCAUUACUGGGAACAAUGGGAAACUUCCCGAAACCUAAAGUACAGACUCCAGCCAAGGAUGAACCUUGCAAGAUCAAAGAACAGCAGUCUCUGUCCUGCUCUGUUCUCUUUUUCACAGUAACUUAAAUGGAAAAAUGCUGAGUUAGCUUAAGUUUCUGUAACAAACAUUAAGCAAAUAAAAUUUUCUAUAACAGAAA
Molecule: messenger RNA, 9735 nt
Organism: Pan troglodytes (chimpanzee)
Lineage: Eukaryota; Metazoa; Chordata; Mammalia; Primates; Hominidae
Gene: ZNF805
Product: zinc finger protein 805
Exons: 4
Coding region: 293-2176 (627 amino acids)
Biological process (GO): regulation of transcription by RNA polymerase II
Cellular component (GO): nucleus
Molecular function (GO): RNA polymerase II cis-regulatory region sequence-specific DNA binding; DNA-binding transcription factor activity, RNA polymerase II-specific
Source: RefSeq, a predicted model, not a curated record